AUGGCUGCCCUGCUUCAGACGACGUUCUUGGGCCAAAUCCAAGGCAAGACGGCCGACGGCGUAACGCAUUAUCGUGGCAUCAAGUAUGCUUCUCUGCGAAAUAGACUCGCAGAUGCGGAGUUGGUUUCUUCCAGAUCAUCCGAAGACGGUAUUCUGGAUGCCACAAAGGACGGGCCAACGACAGCUUCAAUAAUCAAUGGAUGCGAAUUCGAACAGGGCGCCAUUCAGAAGUCGUUGCCAAAGAAGCCGCUGUCCCAGUCUGAUACAGAAUGUCUUAAUGUAAACAUCGCCGUACCAGAGGGAACAUCAUCGACAUCGAAAUUGCCAGUCUUGCUGUUCCUCCAUGGCGGAGGCUUGAUUCUCGGUGCCAAUUCCUGGCCACAGUUUGACUGGACUCGUGUGAUAAAGCUGUCAGUUGAAAAGGGGGUUCCUAUAUUAGCUGUCAGCCCAAAUUAUCGAGUUGGUGCUUUUGGCUUCUUGACUUCUGAAGAACUUCGCUCUGCAGGCUACAAAGCCAACAAUGGCCUUCGUGAUCAACGAGUCGCUAUAGAAUGGGUGCACAGGCAUAUUCGUGACUUCGGGGGCGAUCCGAAUAACAUCACAUUAGCAGGGAUGAGCGCUGGCGGGGGCUCUACGCUCCAACAUCUUCACUCUGAUUCAUCCACACCCCUUUGCAAACGGGCUCUCUCGAUGAGCGGUACAAAUAUCCUGAUGGCCCCCAUCUCAUUUGAGGCACACGAGAAAGGCUACGACGCAGCCAUUCAUAUAUGGGGAUUUGACAAGAUGUCACCAGAAGACCGUGUAAAAGCUAUCAUCGAAUCUCCUGCGGCGGAGCUUGUUGAAAACUUUCCUGUUCCGCCUAGUUUUGCUAUAGAUGGCGAUAUGAUUCCCACGGCACCAACCCUUGCUCAACUGUCAGAUAAGUCAGCAGCAAUUUACCCAGUGGGAAAGAGUUGGUGCAAAGAGUUACUCAUUGGAGAUGCGCAGCAUGACUCCAGUAUCUUUGGCUACCGUUUACCAAAUCAAGCCAAAAACGCUGCUCCGCGCUUCAUCUCUGCCCUCACCAACGCACUCUCAUCACACCCAGCUGAAGUCACCUCAAACUUACUCGCCUCGUACAGCCUAUCUCCAACGACUCCAGACGAAGAGGCGUUUUCCCGCAUUCUCGAGUUUACGAAUGACAUUCUCUUCUACGCCCCGGUUCUCGCAUAUGCCUCUGGCUGGCCGGAAGAUGGGAAUGUAUAUGUGUACUACUUCAACGAAACGAAUCCGUUCGACGGACCGUUUAAGGGCCAAUCAACGCACAUUCUGGACGUGGCUUAUUUCUAUCAGAAUUUUAAUGACCAUCUCACUACAGAACAGCAAGCAGUUGCACGCGCAUUCGCUGAAGAUAUCCUCAGAUUCGUUGCAGGAGAAGCGCCUUGGGAGCCGUGCAAGGACCUGGGUGAUGGCUUCAGGGCAAGAGUCUUCGGUCCGAGUAGUGAGAAACAGGUAAAGAAGCUUGUGAAGGAUAUUUAUGGAGGGGAUAGCCAGAGAAGAGGGGUGCUUCCGAGAUUACUUGACGAGACAGACGUGAAAUGGGAUGAGUUGACUGGAGUCUUCUUUGCCUUUUUAGCUAGUUACUCGCCAUAG
Messenger RNA from Talaromyces atroroseus, 1632 nucleotides. RefSeq lists its product as hypothetical. Lineage: Eukaryota; Fungi; Ascomycota; Eurotiomycetes; Eurotiales; Trichocomaceae. The coding region runs from base 1 to 1632 and encodes 543 amino acids. The transcript is spliced from 5 exons. The record is from RefSeq and is a predicted model, not a curated record.